Molecule: messenger RNA, 1254 nt
Organism: Paramecium sonneborni
Lineage: Eukaryota; Ciliophora; Oligohymenophorea; Peniculida; Parameciidae
Source: the annotation of a GenBank genome assembly
AUGUUUCAUAGUUAUUAAACACCAAAACAAGGUUAUAAACAAUAGCCUUAGAAAAUAUACCAAUAAAUCCAUUAAAAGAGUGUUCCAUGUAAAUCAUUAUCACCUACUUAAUUUGGUUGUUAACAGAAGGGAAUAUUAGAAUAAGAUGAGUAAAAUCCAUGUACUCCUUAAAAGUUGAAUUUAUAGAAAGGAGUGAGAUUAGUAAAUGUUGCAUCAUAAGGAAAUGAGAGUAGUUUUAGAGGGAGUAGUUAAAUGAAUCUGUUAGUAUAAGAUAGUCCAUUAAUUGGAAAUAAUAAGGAGAAUGGUACAUUAAGCAAGAGAUUAUAUACAGACUCUACAUCUAUAGAUUAACAUUCUUAAGUAGUAAUAUAGGAGAAUAGGAAAUUAAAUGAUAUGAUUUAAAGGCUGUUCAAAGAGAAAUAAGAAUUAGUUACAAUUAUAGAUAAAUAGAAAAAUUAAUCAUGUAAUGUAAGUAAUCAAGGGAUAGAUAACUUAAAUUUGAAUAAUUUAAAAGAUAGAAUUGAAAGAUUAGAAGGAGUAAUUGAUUUAUAGAGUGAAGAAAUUUUAUAAUGGAAAUAAAAAUAUAAAUAGGCUUGUGAAUAAGAUGAAAGAGCUAAUGCAAUAGAAUAAAUGGUAAAUUAUUCAAUCUAACUAAUUUAGGAAUCUUAAAUCAUGAAAGUAGUAGAGGAGAAUGAACGUUUAAAUAAUCUUGGAGUUGAUAAAGAUAAAUAAAUAUAAGAUAUGAGUAAUGAGAUAUUAACAUUACAAAAAAAGUUAUUUGAAUAUGAAUAGAAAAUGAAAGAUUAAUCAAAUUUAAUUAUCGCAUAUGAAGAAGAUACAAAAGAACUUAAGAGAUAAUAUAAAUAAAAAUUAAAUUAGAUUGAAAAAUUGGAAUAAUAGCAAUAGUAAUAAUUACAAUAAAUACAUUAAUUACAGUAAAUAUAGAAUUAUUGUGAAUAAUCUUCACAUUCUUCAUUUCAUGAAAAUAAAGAGCACUCUUAAAUUAUUAUAGAAUAGAUUCAAUUUUUAGAACAAACGUUAUCAGACUUAUCCUCAUAAUAUACAUCAAUAAAUUUAGAAAAUUAGAGAUUAUUGAGACAAAAUAAUAAUUUAAAGGAAGAACUGAUAUUGCAGUAAAAGGCUUUUGAUGAAAUCCGUAAUUGUAAUCGAGGAACAGUUAAUCCUAAAUUUUAAGAUGUUAAUAAGACUCUCAAGUUAAUCAAAGAUAAGAUUGUCAAAUCAUUAUAGAAAUGA